GCUGCUACUCAAACCAUCCUUCUUAAGCGCAAACAAACAAACACAUUUUGGCGGAGUUUUUGUUUACCUUUUAUUUUGCGCAAAAAGUAACAAUGUCAAUUACUCUAGAUUUUAAUGGUAAGAACUUUGCCAAGGGUAAGAAUUUAGACGUGCACUACUUGCCGGCCAAAAUAGACGGCGAUGGGGAAGCGAAUGUAAAAAAUUACUUCAACAACUACACACGUGAAGCAACCGAAUUCGGCACAGGAAUCCUGACGAACGCCUUGCGCGGAUUUCCUUUAAUGGGAGAGAAGUUGAAAGUGCCCGAAGGAUACUGCGGAUUAGUUCUGCAAGAAACAGAGAAGCCCAUCAGCGAUACCUCCGACCGAAAGUUGCGGCUAACUGGAGUAUUUCAAGAUUUUACUUACUGGAACUACGACAAAGUGCCGUCCAAUGGCGAUCCCUACCGACAGGCCCUUCCUCUGCCGGAUGUUGCUCAAGCUCUCUCGCAGCCCAUUAGCGAAGAGGAUUUAGAGAAAGAAAUCGCUCGUAAUAAGGAAAACGUCAAGGAAAGCACGUAGUUUUGUUUUAAUCGCGCUUACCGCGUUCUAUUUAUUACUCCAAAAUCUAAUCCAAUACAUAUAUAUCGUACAUUUUAUCUGG
This is a messenger RNA of Drosophila melanogaster (fruit fly), 642 nucleotides long. RefSeq lists its product as uncharacterized. The record is from RefSeq and is marked reviewed. The transcript has 2 exons. Gene Ontology annotation, biological process: RNA catabolic process. Gene Ontology annotation, cellular component: ribonuclease H2 complex. NCBI's taxonomy places the organism in Eukaryota, Metazoa, Arthropoda, Insecta, Diptera, Drosophilidae. Bases 93 to 560 code for a protein of 155 amino acids.